AUGCCUCUCCUCUACCCCCGCUUCUACCGCAAUCCCUUCCAAUGGGCCCGUUACCACGCCCAUAACAACCCCGCCAUCUUCUGGUCAAUCUUCGUCGGCAGCUGGUCGCCUGUCUUCCUCUUCGCCGGACAGUUUCAUAAACGCGCGCCGGAGGUGCCUGGAACAUACCCUAUCCCAUCGGGGAGGCGAGUUAUUCCACAAGGAUACGAUGAUCCAGAAUAA
Orbilia oligospora ATCC 24927 is the source of this 222-nucleotide messenger RNA. RefSeq lists its product as uncharacterized. The coding region runs from base 1 to 222 and encodes 73 amino acids. Lineage: Eukaryota; Fungi; Ascomycota; Orbiliomycetes; Orbiliales; Orbiliaceae. The record is from RefSeq and is a predicted model, not a curated record. The transcript is spliced from 2 exons.